CUUCUCGGCCUCGGCAACAAAUAGCAAGAUGUUUCACCCUAACUGGAUUAACGUCCUAUCGACAAUGGCACUUUAAUGCUUCAUUGAUAUCGAGGGUAUCGCUAACGUAUAAAAUAGAAACAAACAGGGUCUACUUUCGAUUAUUAUCCACACCUCUUUCAUCCUUACAUCUCAAAUCCCUCAGCUAUCUGCGCGAAUACUGAUAUCCCUCAAAACAAAAGAAACAACAGAAAAUGAGAUCCACAUCCUUACUUUCAUCUCUUUCAUUACUCGCAUCCUUCCUGGCAGCAUCACACGCUAAAGGGUCAUUUCAUGAGUCACUUAAGAACCACGACAACUUUAUUACCGCGGAUGGCUAUGGACCAGAGAGAUGGGGAUGCUCUUUUAGAGACACUCAAGUACACGAGAGCAGCUCCGGUACUCGUAUCACCAUCGGCAAAGACUCUGAUCUGAAGCCUUAUUCAUGUGGCGAGCUUAUCUACCAGGAAGAAGACUUAGCGUAUGGUCACUAUUCUAUUGACAUGAUCGCCUCUAACGUCGUCGGACACGUUACAGCAUUCUUCUUGAUCGCGAAUGGAGACACAGAAAUCGAUGUGGAACUAACAGGUUUAAAUAAUAAUAUCGCGUGGAUGAAUAUCUGGCAUGACAACAAACAGAAUCCUGUCUCUGUUGACCUUUCAUUUGACACGUCUGAAGAUUGGCAUACAUAUUCGUUCGAGUGGCGGAAGAAUUAUGUGGCAUGGUUUAUAGAUGGGGAGCUCGUCCUAAACCGUACGGACAUUCCUACUACCAAACCAUGGGAUACCAAUUAUAGAUUGGUCAUUAACUCGUGGACUCAGGUCAAUCCAGAAGUCAAUAUCGAAUGGGCAGGUCAAUUUGAGUAUCCGACCGAUGGACAGGUUCCACAGGCGCAGUUCAGGAACAUCCGAUACAGACCAUAAAGUGAAGUACAAAUGGCCAUAGCACAUGUAGUAUCGAAAUUUGGCUUAGUCACAGUAGGGACUUCGCCAUGUCAUGGUGGCCGGAGAGGAAUUCAUGUGAGGGAUAACGACGAUUUGCAUUCUGUAUAACUAUAUAAAG
Messenger RNA from Lobosporangium transversale, 1080 nucleotides. Its product is annotated as concanavalin A-like lectin/glucanase domain-containing protein. Bases 234 to 941 code for a protein of 235 amino acids. The record is from RefSeq and is a predicted model, not a curated record. Gene Ontology annotation, biological process: carbohydrate metabolic process. Gene Ontology annotation, molecular function: hydrolase activity, hydrolyzing O-glycosyl compounds. The transcript has 2 exons. Lineage: Eukaryota; Fungi; Mortierellomycota; Mortierellomycetes; Mortierellales; Mortierellaceae.